Molecule: messenger RNA, 5848 nt
Organism: Diprion similis
Lineage: Eukaryota; Metazoa; Arthropoda; Insecta; Hymenoptera; Diprionidae
Product: uro-adherence factor A-like
Exons: 6
Coding region: 158-5668 (1836 amino acids)
Cellular component (GO): extracellular region
Molecular function (GO): chitin binding
Source: RefSeq, a predicted model, not a curated record
AAAUAACGUUAAGUGCAUCAAGUAUAAACGCGCGAGAGAAUUCCCGCAGCAUUGCACCUAUCCAUCGGGCAGGCGUCAAGCAAAGGUCAACCGAGCAUAAAGCGGCGGAAGUGGCGGAGCGACGAAGAGGCGGGCUGGAUCCAUCGACGCGUUAGCCAUGAACCUGGUGUCGCACGGAAUAUUUUUGCAGGUUAUCGUGUGGCUCGUCAAUUUCCAGCAUGGCUUCAGAUUGUGCAGCGGAGGUGAACCCGGGUAUUUGGACUUCGACAAUUUGCCGGAGACGAACUUUUCCUGUUUGGGCAAAGUCAUCGGCGGGUACUACGCCGACGUGGAGACAGGCUGCCAGAUGUUCCACGUCUGUACCAUUGGACAGAAAGAUUUGGUUUCAGACGAGAUAAUGGACAUCAAGUUCUUGUGCCUUAAUGGGACAGUGUUCGACCAGGAGACUCGAGUUUGCGAGCGAGUCGAUGAGGUCGACUGCAGCAAGAGCGAGCGCUUCUACAACCUGAACCUUGAGCUCUAUGGAAAUAAUGCUGUCACUCUGAGCCUACACGAGGUACCCGACGAUGAAGGCGAGGCCACGGAACCCAUUGACGAUAAUCAACACCAGACGACGAUUCAUCCAUCGACCAGCUCAACAACCACAACUACUCAGCGAUCGACCAUUCCUCCAGCCACUACGCCAUCGAGUCUGUAUCACCAGCAGAACACUGUAGGUCCGCCGCACUAUCAAACUCCAAACGUGUACUCAACCUCGCAAACCAGCCAAUCCAAGUCACUAUACGACGACAAGAAUUCCGGUUAUAACCGUCAUCAGUACAUCUCCCACAACGGUGAACAGGCCAAUAAUCAGGCAACGUCCUUCCAACUCUUCAGUAAUCGUGGUAUCAGCUCGAGUACCAACCCUCCUCAGGUGCAUCAGGCGAGGUACGGAACGACAUCGGCACCUCAGAUAAUCCACAACAGUCCAUCCACUGUAGCACCUUUAUUCCACGGGAUUUCUUCGACGAUUCAAACACUGCUUAACAGCAACGCCAAUAACCCGUCGUACAUAAAUCCGAUAUUCCAUAACCAUGGGGCGGUAAGUACCACUGAGCACUUCACGAUCCAUAGCAACAAUCCGAGAGAAACCCAAGAGUAUCACGAUAACGGGGAACAAACGGAGGACCGCAGGCCGCUGGAGGCCAUACAGUCGACAAAUCAGGGAAAGGUUAGCAAGCUCACUAUAUCGCCGGUACCCACGGAGGAUGAUUUGGAUGAAUUAGACGAGGAUUCGACUUCAUCGCCUCAGAUUUCAAAGAUAUCAUUGGGUUUUCAUCCUGCGCCGACUACCACCGAGCAAACGGCAAGGUCCAUCUACCCAACACCGAGAUCUUCCCCUAAGCCAGAUCCUGGCUCAACCCAAAUUACUCGGCAUAUCCACUUGUCGUCAUCUGCAGCGAUUCCGCAACUGAAACCUCAGCAAAUGACGAUCAACUUGCCACCGCCGGACAUUCAACGAAUCGUUCAAAACCCCUCGCCACUUCUUCCUUCGCAGUCACGAGUGAUUGUUACUGCAAAGGCCAGCGUCAGCGACGAGUCUGGACGUCCGUUGAAUACCUCGGAACUGGUUACGCUCCCUCUGACAACUAUACCGGCUAGCUAUGACGACUACAAGGAAGGUGACGAGUCCUUCGACCCGUUCUACAGGGAUGUGCCCAAGAUUAGGCAGUCGCGGAGCGCCCGACUAACAAGCGAUUCGCUGGAGAAAGCGGAGAAGGUGAGGUCGUUGAAUCGGCGUAGGCAGGCGAUUAUUCGGUUGAAGAGGGAGGUUCUGCAAGACCAAAGUGACUACGAAGAAGAUUAUGAAUUGGCUCAUGAUUAUGAGUAUCCCGUAAUUGAUGACUCCGUUGAACACGACGGCAAUCAACCGUUGUUUACUGAUUCUGAGGAGAUCAUGGACAUAGCAACGAUUAAGGCCAACUUUAAAAAGUUCAAAGCACUUUUAUUAGGACGUCGGGCAUCAGUAGAAACUUCAACUGAGAAAAAGACUUCAAAGGAGCGGUCAAGUGACGUAAAGUCCAAGUCACUCAAUGAUGGUAAAAAAGAUUCUGCCUUUCAGGUUUAUAAUAUUGAUGAAGAAUCUGGAACGAUCGAUAACAAGGAUGAGAAUGCACAAAUUGAGCCAGAAGAAUUUAAAGCAAACAAGAAUCUCAAAGAUUCAGAUAACAAUGAUACGGUGGACUACGACUUAAUGCCUGUUGAGAAAACUUCAGACAUAGAAGGAAUAGACCAGACCGAGCCACCUUUCUCAGUCCCGAAAGAAAUUAAAGCAGAGGAGCAGAAUGAUACAGACUCAUUGUUGGGUACACAAGAAAUAGAUGAUCAGCCAGAUGUGGAACUAUCUUGCAAAUCUGCAUUUGGUCAGGGUAACAAAAAAUGUGUUAACGAGGCAGCGGUGAGUAAAAAUGAUUCUGAAAACGAAAAGAAAGUGGGAAUAAUCGAAUCUGCAGUCGGUUCUGGAGAGACGAAGGCUGAGGAAGCAGUAACAUCUGAAAAAACGCUCGUCUCUGAGGUUUCAGUAACAAGACAUAUGACCGGACCUGAGUCUCCCACCACAAUCGAUUCUGACGUCGAGGAAUAUAUUCAUCCACACAUUAAGGAGGAAUCGAAGGUGUCAGACCUUGACGAAUACGUCAAUAAAUCUGAAUCUGUUCCAAUACCUACGGAAUCUAACGUCAAAGAGCCUGUUGAGGUUGUGACGAAUGCCAAAGAUAUGGACUCCAAAGACUAUGAAAGCCUAAAACCUGAAAUGAAAACGGAAGAGCUGGAUGUGCAGAAACAUGUUGAAGAUAUGGAAAAGUUAUCUUCCUCUCACAAUGAUGGAAUUGUGCCGGACGCAAUGCUUCGCGACGGAGAUUUGCAAAAUCCGGAUGUCAAGGAAUAUGUUAACGAUAAAUCUCCGGCCAUCAUUAAUAGUGAUGCGAUCCCAAACGAUGCUCCAGAAUCAAAGCCCACACUUUACUCUAACGAGCCAAACAUUGAGGAGAAGGAAAUAAUGAGUUUUGAGAAAUCUGACUCCAAGCCUGAGCUCAGGACUGAUCAAUCACACGUUGAGGGAACACCACAACAAUUAAUGAAUAUGUCCAACAAUAAACAAGAAUACCUUAAAAAUUACGAUAUGACGUCGGAAGAACCAUCCGAUGUUACGGUAUCCGAAGCUGAAGUAUCAAAGGUCGAGAAAGAUCGUGAGGGUGAAUCUGCUGACUCCGAAGGCCAAGAUGAUCUUAAAUCUGAUGACGAUGUCACCUCAAAGGAUUCUCAUGCCAGUAAAAACCACAUAACUCAAUCCAAACAAUCCGAAGCAACCCCUAACAAGCAACAAGAGAUUGAAAAUGGUAAAUCAGUGGUGGCUGAAAAUGUGAAACUGCAAGACUCAGCUGUAGAAAAAAGUAUUCCCGAUAGAAUGAAGUACAAAGUGGACGGUCAAUCGACUGAUGACAUGGCCGGUGAAGAGCUCGAUUCUUCAAUUGUAAAAGUUGAAUCUGCAGCAGAAAUGAAAGAUUCGGCAACCGACGAAGAGCCCGUGAAAGCAUCAAAAUCCAAGGAAGUAAAGGUAUCAAAGUUAUCAAAGUUGAAUCCGCAAAACUCAAAAGUUAUUACAGAUGGUUUCUCAGACUUCAAAUCAAAGAAGCCAAAGACUUCCAUCUCAAAUUCUCCGAAAUCAGAGAACGAGGCGUCGACCAGCAAUGACAUGCGAGAUGAACCAGCAUCGCGGUCAUCGAAGGAAGUCGACACUGAAAAAGAUUCGGAGAAAAAGGCAAAAGGUUCUAGCAACCACUUUAAAAACAUCAUGAACAAAACUGAAACUGAAGCAAAACUCAGUGCUCACAAUGACGGAAUGCAUGAAAAAACCUUAGAAGAAAGUACCACUGAAAUGGAGGACUCGGACGUGACCCAGCCAUCGGACUUUAGGGAGAGGACAGAAAAGGAAUCAGCUGCGAGCAGUGACACUGAUGAUUCUGCAUUAUCAGAUACAAGUGGGGUUCAUCAUUCUGCGGAAAAGUUAUCAGAGUCACCGAACCAGAUACCAUGUGACAAAUCGGACUGCGAAAAGGCUAUGUCAUCGCAGAAGCCAACCAGCCACGAGGACUCAGGGGGUGAGACGGGCGAGUACGACGACGAUAUUUCUGAUGAAUACGACUCCAGGUCUAGAGAUUCAGAACCCUAUGAAGUGAGUAGCGAAUACACUGGAUCCCAAGAGUCGACAUCAGGGUACAGCGACUCAGGCUAUAACUCAAAGGAGGAAUAUCCCAUUUCGAAUGAGGAUGACGGGUCGGUCAGUGUCGAAGCGUACUCGAUGGAGGAUUCUAAGCCGACGGUAUCGAGUGAAGAUUACAGCACGGAAGGCGUUUUGAAGUUCACUGACGAGAUACCUCACCUCCAGAAAAAACACUUGAAGCAGAAGACCGAAGAAGCGUCGAGCACCGCGGUCAGCUCCGAGGAUUACGUUGACGAUAAUUACGAACCUGAACACUAUAUCGAAAAUUCGGCAGAAAACAAUCAAUCCCCUGUUGAGCACAGCGAAGAAAAAGAACCCACAGCCGUAUCUGAGUCUUCCAGCGAACACGGACUAAACGACGAGGCUUCGGAUAGUGAUGUCCCAACUACAACGACUACCACUACUACUACGACUACCACGACGACGGCUAGACCCAUUCCUCCAAGUCUCUUCCGGCCGCUUACUGCGAGGAAAAAUUAUAAGUACAUUCCUCCAACGACCACUCCGAACCCGGUGGUAAUUAAGCACAGAUUUGGACUUGUGAAUCCGCGACCCGCGAAGCCCGUCAAGAGCUACAGUGAACUUGCUCCAAGGCCCAUGAUCAGGAAGAACCCAUUACUCUCGAGAAGACCAUUCGGUAUUGGAAGCACGACAGAAAAGUCUACCAACUCGGAGCCCCGAAUCGACGACUUUGAAGACUCGUCCGAGAUUAUCUGGACAUCGACUGAGUACAUUGACGAGGACGAAAAACCUCGAGAGAACAAACUAACUCGAUCAGCAAACGAUGUCUCCCUAAAUAAGACAGUCGAAGCUUCAUCUAAAGACAAAGGGGAAGAGGGAACAACUGUUGGCCAGAAGGCUCCUUCCGCAGAGUCUGUAACCCAAAGUAAUGGUGAGGCUAGUACGAAUCCAUCCGCUGACAUUAAGACGACCCUCGGUAUCAACGCAGCGACCUUUUCGACUCCUUAUCCGUUGCUGAAAACAACGGAGAGCACAAAUUCAGCUGUGCAAGAGAGCGAGGAAAGCGAUACUGACGGCACUAAGGUGAUGCACAUGGACGACCCAAGAACGGAGACGACGAAGGUUGUUGAGGACGAAUCGUCGACGAGUUUGAAUUUGAAGACCGAAACAACUCCGGAAGAGAAGUGGUCGAAAAGUCAUACGAACCAUCGGGAUGAAGGAUCGAAAGCUACUCAAGUUGCCUUCAGCUGUAUCGAUCGAGAACCGUAUCGCUUCUACGGAGAUCCGAGAGACUGCCGCUUGUUUCAUUAUUGCUCGCCCGGAUUCACUUCCAGGCAAAUGCUAGACUUUCGGUUUGUCUGCGAGAAUACGACUAUGUUCGACGAGGAGACUCAGAGCUGUCGAGAGGACAUUGCUAACCCGAAAUGUGCUAAUAGAAAAUGGUGAACAAGGCUGAAAUGUUCCGUCGCUCGACGCAUUAUACCGAAUUCUUGCAAGGCACACACGUAGAACGAUUUUUUUUUUGAGACUAAUAAACGUCGAUAGAUGAAAGAAUUAAUUUUCUCUGAAGUGAUUUAUUGCUAUGAAACUGAACUUCCGAUAGUUGGAUAAAAUUAUCGAUGUUAU